This is a messenger RNA of Syngnathus acus (greater pipefish), 590 nucleotides long. Its product is annotated as C-type lectin mannose-binding isoform-like. The record is from RefSeq and is a predicted model, not a curated record. The transcript has 3 exons. The coding region runs from base 53 to 583 and encodes 176 amino acids. Gene Ontology annotation, molecular function: signaling receptor activity. NCBI's taxonomy places the organism in Eukaryota, Metazoa, Chordata, Actinopteri, Syngnathiformes, Syngnathidae.
GGCGAGUCCACUUAAAGAUGCCCGGCUCAUUCUCACUUUACUGUCUGCAGAUAUGUUAACGAAUUGGCUCCGUCUUACACUUUUGCUGCCACGGGUGAGUAGAAUGUCCAGAAUAGAAAGCAUUUCUUCACGUGACGCCAUCUUGCGCGCAGAGCCGAGAUGCUUGGGACCUGACUGGGAAGAGUUUGCGGACUUCUGCUACAAACGUUUUAAUGAUACAAAGAAGUGGUACGACGCUCAACACUUCUGCAGGAGUCUCGAUGCCGAGCUGGUGUCUAUCCACUCCGAGGCUGAGCGGGAUUGGCUGCACGACCUCGUGAAGCUUGCCCCUGGAGACACGUGGACCGGACUCAACGACCUGGUCGAUCGCGGCAGAUUCGUGUGGUCGGACCGCCAGAAGGUGACCUUCGCCAACUGGGCUCCGGGAAAACCUACCGGCCUGAUGGAGAAUUGCGUGGCCACCUUGAGCCAGUCUGGCAAAUGGAAGAAGAUGUCCUGCAUGGAAUUAAACGGCUACGUGUGCAAGAUGCCCACAGCGCGUUAUCCGCUGGAUUUGGAAAGUGCCAAUGCAAUUUGCGAGUAAUCAUCUG